UAUUUCUUUCCCCCUUCGUCUUUCGAUAUAACCGCAACAUAUAUAUCGUAACCAAUUGUGUAUAAAACCUUUUUCUCCCCCUUUGUCAUUAAAUGAAUUACAAUUUUCAUUAAUUAUUAAAUAUAGAUGCUAUCCUAAAAAUCUAACCUAUCAUCCCACGGGAAGAGAACGCCACUUCGCGCAAACAUGGCGUUAAUCGUCCAGCGAAUUCAAACGAGUCACUUAAGCGCAUCAGUUUCUAUGACUACGGCUAGCAAAACAUUAGCAUCGUAUAAUACCUGAUCAAUCAAAGGAUAAAUGCGCAGUCUAUGCGCCGGAGAGUCGUCCCCACGCUACGUUCCCACGAGCUACACCGGGCGAGAACGCGAUCGUUGAGAAAAUGGACCCUGAAAAGACCGUUUCCGGUAAGACCGCCGAACGACCGAUAACCCGUUGGCGGCGGGACCAGCAGGAGGAUGUGGCUAGCACCUCGACCAAAAUUGACAGGCCGCCGACCGGCAUGGUGAGACCUCAGAGCAAGUAUGAUCGGCCGAGAUCUCGACGGGGGCACAAAGACGAAUCGUCGGAAUACGCCGGUUCGACUGUUAAUUUUCGUUCGGCGACGCCCGGACGUCUUGCCCUGGCAAGGCCGCCAUCGACAUCCUUCCUGUCUAAUCGUGUUCCAACCGCGGGCUCUCGGCUCGUCAGAAUGGAUUCCGGACUGACUCGAUCUAGCACAGGACUAGCCGCGACCAAGCAGUUCAAUGUCAGUAUAUUAGAUCGGCCGAUAACGCAGCAUGGGAUCGCGGGUGUGCGGCCGGGAACCACCAGAGGUUUACCGAUGACUAGGCAGAUUCAGGACAAGAGAUACUAUGAAGGGUUGCUGCAGCUGAAAAUAAGGGAACUGACCCAGGAGGUUGGGACCAUAAUGAAGGACAUAGACACGCAGAAUAAAGAGAAGGCCACCUUUCUGCACUAUGACAAGAGAGCCAAGAGCUUAGCUGCAGAAUUGACGACUUUGCAAGCCGAAUUAGCAGAUUACAAUCUCGUCGUGGACAAGAUGACCUUGGAUGUUGACAAGGGAACGAUAGAACAGGAGGCUAAGGAGCUUGAACUGAUGAACGAACGCAGAACAGCGGAGGUCGAGCGACUGUUUGAGCAACGUAAACAAAUGGAACAAAGGUUGCACAAAAUGGAGAAAGAUAUUGAGAACGAAAAAAAGCGAACUGAACAUCUGAUCGAGAGCAUGGACCCGCAGACAAAGGAGAAGUACGACGACCUGUCCCGGCAGAAGACGGACUUGCAGGAGCAAGCGCAGCAGAUGCAGCGCGAGCUGGAUCAAUUGUCGAAGGAACAGGCUCACCUGGAAGAGCAGAUUGCACUGUCGCAGGUGAAACAAGAAGCGGUGAAGCUUCAGGUUAGAAUCAUAGAAGCGGAGGAGAAGCGAGACCGACUGCGAGAAGAAGAACGUAGGCGAUUGUCACCAGAGGACGAGAAGGAGCAACUGCUGCAGAGGAUAAAGCACGACAAUACGGACAUCGCUGCGACAGAGGCGCAGAUAGCCGAGAAAGAGAGGAAAGUGAGCGAAUUGGAACUGGAGCUGGAACAAUUGGAAACGGAUAUGGAAGAUAAUCAGUCGGAGAAACAGGUGAAAUACAAAGAGCUGCGUAAACGGGAGGAGACAAUGGAGCAGUUCAUGUUGACAUAUGAGCAAAACAAGCAGGAAGAGAUUGAGAAACUGGAGAAACUCAAGCGAGACAUUGUCGACAAACUGGCAGCAGUAGCGAACGGAGUGGCCAACAACGAAUACCUGACGGAGGCCGAGGAAAUGGCCGUGUUGCGCGACAAGUUUUCGUACAACGAUUAUGAAGUCACGCAUCACGACGACGAUUUUGAUAGUCUGAAGAAGGAUUACGCCACUAUGCAACAAACAUUCAACAAGAUGAGAAUCCUAGAGGAGAAACUGCAACUUGAGUCCAAGCAGAUGAAGGAGAAACUGAAAAAACAGCAGAGCGAACUGAUCAUUCUGGAGGAUCUAGACGGUCUGAAAACACGAAACGAGCUUAAACGAGACGAGUUAAUUGUUGAACGUGAAGGACUGGUGUCUGAGGAAACGAUACGCGAGGAUGAGCUCAAGUCCCUGCAAACAGAAUAUGACGAAAUCAAAGAGAAGCUGGAGAAAUACGAGGUUUAUCCAGAGAUCAAUAGCCUGGAGGAUAAGCUGGCGAAAUUGAAAGCGGACAACAAGGAGAUCAAGGAAUUCAUGAACAAAGAGAAGGAGCGCGUUAAUUACGAACCGCUUAAAGAGAAAGCAUUCAAAUUAAUCAAUGAUUACGGUCUGGUGCUUCGGGAAAAUCUGAAAUCUCUUUAUUGAAUCGUAUGUUUGUCUUUUUGAGAUAUAACAAUGUUUCUUAGAAAAUAAUAACAAUGCGAAUAUGAGACAACGAUAACGACGAUUAUAUACCUGCGCUUACGACUGAAUUGUCUUUAUCUCACGCGUUUUGUCGUUCGAGUCUUAUAUGUUUAUUAUUAUUACUAACAAUUACCUCAUUCUUGUCCGAAUCGAAAUCGGCUGGGAGUGGUAUUUUAUUCAACUUGAAAAAUUCAAUAAAUCCAUGUUUGAAAGA
Molecule: messenger RNA, 2606 nt
Organism: Harpegnathos saltator (Jerdon's jumping ant)
Lineage: Eukaryota; Metazoa; Arthropoda; Insecta; Hymenoptera; Formicidae
Product: intraflagellar transport protein 74 homolog
Exons: 2
Coding region: 380-2353 (657 amino acids)
Biological process (GO): cilium assembly; intraciliary transport involved in cilium assembly
Cellular component (GO): intraciliary transport particle B; cilium
Molecular function (GO): beta-tubulin binding
Source: RefSeq, a predicted model, not a curated record